This is a messenger RNA of Entrophospora sp. SA101, 864 nucleotides long. Lineage: Eukaryota; Fungi; Glomeromycota; Glomeromycetes; Entrophosporales; Entrophosporaceae. The record is from the annotation of a GenBank genome assembly.
AUGUCCAACCCAGCGUCAGAAAUUCUAGAUAAUUAUGUCGAGUUAAAAUAUAAUAAAAAUGAAGAAAAUGGCAAUUCAGAACUUAUUGUAACCACCAACACUAUUACUACUGCUGCUACAGAUGAAAAUGAGAGAACAUCAUUACCUUCAUCUCCUAUUUCUGAUGCAUAUUCUAUAAAUCAUUUGGAUUUAGAUGAAAAUGAUAAUAACAAUAAUCCAGAAGUUGAAUCAACUUUUCAAAAUAUAGAAGAAGCUUCUACAUACUGUCUUGGCAAAAGAGCUUUAUUUUGUAGUAUACAUUUUAGGAACAAUAAUAAUAAGGUUUGGGAAGUAUCAACACCAUACUUUAUUGAAAAAUCUAUAACCAAUAAAGUUUUUCUAUUAAAACAUGCAGAAGCAGUAAAACAAUUCAAUAUUCAAAAUAUUUCAAAUAAUUGUUUUGAUCAAGGUGAAUUUGAUCGUUGGCGAAUAACAAUGAAAGUUGCCAAGUUACGAAUGCCUUCUUUUGAAGAUAUUCAAAAGAAACAGUUGCAGAUAAAAGAUGCAAAUGAACAUAAUCUUACACAUCAGGAAGUUGAUGAAAUGGUUAAAAUCAAGAAAGAAUUGAGGAAUUCUACAUUUUUGAAAAAUUUGGAUUCAAUAUUACAUGAUGAUACACUUGAUAUAAAACUUGAACCGACAGAUCCUAAUUAUAGGUUUCGAAAAGCCAUCAAUAGAAAGAUGAAAAAACUAGAAAAAUUACUUUAUAGUGCUGAUAUUGAUAUGAGACUUGUACCUGAUCCUAGAUAUGAAAUAGUUAGAGAACUUGUAGAAACAGAAUAUGAAAAAAAAUAUGAAAAUUUUCGAAGAACAAUAAUUUAUUAG